ACUUUGAGGCAUCUGUUCUGGUGGAAGAGGAGCUUCCUUGCCUCCUGAGUCUUUGCUGUGCCAAAGCCCUGAAAUAUCAUAUCUGGCCAUCAGACACUGGUAAGUUGGAGGUGUGAACUUGUUUGGCUCUCCCUGCCUGCAGUGACACCAGAGACCUGGACACCAGUGACCUCCCUCAGAAGGGCGUCUCCUGCACGUGAGGAGCAUGUCCAUUUUCACAUCCUUCCUUCUGCUGUGUGUGGUGACAGUGGUUUAUGCAGAGACCUUAACCGAAGGUGUUCAAAAUUCCUGCCCUGUGGUUACCUGCAGUUCUCCAGGCCUGAAUGGCUUCCCAGGCAAAGAUGGACGUGACGGUGCCAAGGGAGAAAAGGGAGAACCAGGUCAAGGGCUCAGAGGCUUGCAAGGCCCUCCUGGAAAAGUAGGACCUACAGGACCCCCAGGGAAUCCGGGGUUAAAAGGAGCAGUGGGACCGAAAGGAGACCGUGGGGACAGAGCAGAAUUUGAUACUAGCGAAAUUGAUUCAGAAAUUGCAGCCCUACGAUCAGAGCUGAGAGCCCUGAGAAACUGGGUGCUCUUCUCUCUGAGUGAAAAAGUUGGAAAGAAGUAUUUUGUGAGCAGUGUUAAAAAGAUGAGCCUUGACAGAGUGAAGGCCCUGUGCUCCGAAUUCCAGGGCUCUGUGGCCACUCCCAGGAAUGCUGAGGAAAACUCGGCCAUCCAGAAAGUGGCCAAAGAUAUUGCCUACUUGGGCAUCACAGAUGUGAGGGUUGAAGGCAGUUUUGAGGAUCUGACAGGAAACAGAGUGCGCUAUACUAAUUGGAAUGAUGGGGAGCCCAACAACACGGGCGAUGGGGAAGACUGUGUGGUGAUCUUGGGAAAUGGCAAGUGGAACGAUGUCCCCUGCUCUGACUCUUUUUUGGCAAUCUGUGAAUUCUCUGACUGAGGGUGCUUGUUUCUCAGCCCUCCUUGAUUCUUUAGGGUACUCCUGACGUCCGCAGUUUGUUCUGAAAAAUAAAAUAUGGGAAAAUAUAAACAAUUCAACAUUGGUUACCCAAUGCAUUCUCUUGUGAAGGUGUAGAAAUAAAGUGAGUUUAGUUUUCAUUUAU
Messenger RNA from Mus musculus (house mouse), 1103 nucleotides. RefSeq names its product mannose-binding lectin (protein C) 2 (gene Mbl2). Bases 206 to 940 code for a protein of 244 amino acids. Gene Ontology annotation, molecular function: galactose binding; calcium ion binding; phosphatidylinositol-4-phosphate binding. Gene Ontology annotation, biological process: innate immune response; cell surface pattern recognition receptor signaling pathway; positive regulation of protein processing. NCBI's taxonomy places the organism in Eukaryota, Metazoa, Chordata, Mammalia, Rodentia, Muridae. Gene Ontology annotation, cellular component: cell surface; symbiont cell surface; protein-containing complex. The transcript has 6 exons. The record is from RefSeq and is marked validated.